UAUCAGGGAGAAUCAUCAGAGGAAUGGUUUGAGAAAAAAGCGUUUUUCUAACCUCAACAAUCCGAAUUCAAAUAAGCAGAUACAAGAUAUCUGGGUUGUGGCAAUUAAAAUGAGUGAAAAUAUUCACGGAACAUUUAUUUCGGAAAAAGUAUCAAAGAUCAGAUGGAAACCCGAGGAUUUUGUUGAAGCAAAAUCGUUUUUAACUGGAAGCUGGGAUAAUCCGGUGAACAACAUAACAUAUUGGACAUUCGACACAAACGAAGAAGACAACGAGUCUUAUCCAGUGAUAAUAUCAUCCCAUGCAUUUCUCGGCGAUGUUACAGAAUUAAGGUUCAUCACUAAGGAUCUGUUCGUGGCAUCAUCUUCUAUUGGUACAGUACAAUUGAUACAAAUUCAAGAGAAUCCUUAUGCACAAUUCAAGGAACGGUUGUCAUGGAAUUUUUUACACAAAUUUCCAACAACAGAUUACGCUUCAUGUACAGCCAUCUCAACUUUCGAGCAGGAUAUAGUCACAGUUGGAGAGGAUGGUACGAUCAACUUGUUAACAGCCAAUCAAAAAAUUCCAGUCAGAACAAUUGAAAAUUCAGAUAGCUGUUCCCUGCACUGUGUUGAUUUUCUGAGGCACAGUGAAGUUUUGACAGGAAAUUUAGUGGGGCACAUGAAAGUAUGGGAUUUAAGAAAUAAUCAAGAUGUUCCCUCUACGACUUUCAUGCUCUCUGCACAUACCAAGACCGAAGCCACGAGUUUAGCACAUCAUCCUACACAGAGGCACAUUGUAGUCGCUGGUGGUGGUGACGGUAGCCUGACAGUAUGGGAUUUGAGGCAUAACACAUAUCCGAUUUCUCAAUUAAAUGCCCAUUCCAGCUCGGUCAACGAAAUAACAUUUCAUCCAGACAGACCGGAAAAUUUGUUUUCAUGUUCGUCAAGUGGACAGCUAUGGCACUGGAACAAUGCUCAGAACACCAAAUUGAAAUUAGAUUCGGGGGACACGCAUUGGCUCAAUACAAUCAGUACAAAAGGAAAAGUGAAUGUAACGUCACUGUGUGCAACGCUCCACAAGCCAAUAAAUACAAUCGAUGUUGACAGAUCCACAUUACUCUUUGGGUGCGACAACGAAGCUAUGUAUGUCAUCAAAAAUAUCACAGUGUAAAUAACUGUGCAUUUAUGGUAUACUUGUACAAUAUUGUAUCUUAUUUCAUAAUAACUGUGAUUUAACGCUCCCCUCUGUAUUUGUAAUAAAAUAAAUACCAGUUU
Messenger RNA from Diprion similis, 1254 nucleotides. Its product is annotated as nucleoporin Nup43. Gene Ontology annotation, cellular component: nuclear pore outer ring. Bases 110 to 1150 code for a protein of 346 amino acids. Gene Ontology annotation, molecular function: protein binding. NCBI's taxonomy places the organism in Eukaryota, Metazoa, Arthropoda, Insecta, Hymenoptera, Diprionidae. The transcript has 7 exons. The record is from RefSeq and is a predicted model, not a curated record.